CACCGCCUCGGCUGGGAGGAUACUACCAUUCCGAUUAGGGCUGCCGUUGCCAACGAUGCAAUUCCUCGUUUUACGGAUGAACCCUGGGCACAGGCACUUUCUGAAUGCCGCGGACACCUCGAAGAGGCUGUACCACCCUCGUCUUCUCUGAUAAUUGGCGAUAAAAUUCAGUUGACAGCACCCGAAGGACCCAAGGUACCCGGUGAAGACCGGACGCAGGGCUUUAUGUUUACCCGAAGACAGGCUGGAGAGGAAGCCGAAACCAUGGGUUUCUCCUUCAGCCUUCGAUGAACUAAACUAAGCUGGACCCACACAACUCAGCCAACCAGCCCCUGCCUUCAGUGGGGGCUUCCUUGUCCCCAUCGCCCUCUCCAGCAAUGGCAGGCUUCAAGAGGGGCUAUGAUGGCAAGAUCGCUGGCCUGUAUGACCUUGACAAGACACUGGGCCGUGGCCACUUUGCUGUGGUCAAGCUGGCACGCCAUGUCUUCACUGGGGAGAAAGUGGCAGUGAAGGUGAUUGACAAGACUAAGCUGGACACUGUGGCCACAGGUCACCUCUUUCAGGAAGUCCGCUGCAUGAAACUGGUCCAACAUCCCAACAUUGUGCGCCUGUAUGAAGUGAUAGAUACACAGACCAAACUUUACCUCAUCUUGGAAUUAGGUGAUGGAGGGGAUAUGUUUGACUACAUCAUGAAACACGAGGAGGGUCUCAAUGAAGAGCUGGCUAAGAAGUAUUUUGCCCAGAUCGUCCAUGCUAUCUCCUACUGCCAUCGGCUGCAUGUGGUGCACAGGGACCUCAAGCCGGAAAAUGUGGUGUUCUUUGAGAAACAAGGGCUGGUGAAGCUCACUGACUUUGGAUUCAGUAACAAGUUUCAGCCGGGGAAAAAGCUGACAACCAGUUGUGGAUCCCUAGCAUACUCUGCACCAGAAAUACUGCUGGGUGAUGAGUAUGAUGCUCCAGCCGUAGAUAUCUGGAGCCUGGGUGUGAUCCUGUUCAUGUUGGUGUGUGGUCAGCCGCCUUUCCAGGAAGCUAACGACAGUGAGACCCUCACCAUGAUCAUGGACUGUAAAUACACUGUACCGGCCCACGUCUCCAGCGCCUGCAAAGAUCUGAUAGACCGUAUGCUUCAGAGGGACCCCAAGCGACGAGCAUCCCUGGACGAAAUCGAGCGCCACACCUGGCUGCAGGGGGUUGACCCAUCCCCAGCCACCAAAUACAACACUCCCCUGGUCUCCCACAAGAACCUGUCUGAAGAGGAACACAACAGCAUCAUCCAGCGCAUGGUGCUGGGAGACAUCGCCGACCGAGAAGCCAUAGUCGAAGCUCUGGAGACCAACAAAUACAACCACAUCACAGCCACGUACUACCUGCUGGCAGAGAGGAUCCUGAGGGAAAAACAGGAGAAGGAGGUCCAGACCCGCUCAUCCAGCCCCAGCAACAUCAAGGCACACUUCAGGCAGUCCUGGCCCACCAGGGUAGACAUGCACCAGGACAUCGAGGACAGCCUGGCAGCGUCCUCCAUCUCCCACGCUGGGGGCCCCCAGUCCCCGGCUCGCAGUGCUGAGAACCUGCUCAACGGACAUCGCUCCAAAGGCUUGAUGGAGCUGGGCCGACGAGAGGAGACAGUGACAGACUCUCCGGGACUGUCAGCGCAGGGAGCCUGUGCCUCCGCAUCAGGAUCUGCUCUUGGCUCUGGUUCUGGGACCGUCAGGGCCCCCAGUCCCUCCACCUCAGCAGCAGCCAAGCAGCGAACCUGCCUCUUCAGGGUGGAGGAGGAUGAGGAGGAAGAGGAAGAGCAGGACCCGUCUCCCCUCCCAACCCAGGUGAUCCUGCGCCGUAAGCCCCCCUCCGUCACCAACCGCCUCACCUCCAGGAAGAGUGCCCCGGUGCUCAACCAGAUCUUCGAGGAGGAAGGGGAGUCCGACGACGACUUCGACAUGGACGAGGGUUUGCCGCCCAAACUCAGCCGUCUCAAGAUGAACAUGGCCGGAAACACCACCAACCUGAGCUCCGGUGCCGGCUCCUCCUCGUCCCCCGGGUCCACGCAGAAGCGCUACCACCGACGUAAGAGCCAGGGGAGGGGGUCGUCGUGUUCCAGCUCUGAGACGAGCGACGACGACUCAGAGAGCCACCGGAGACGUCUGGAUAAAGACUCAGGCUUUGGUUACAGCUGGAACAGAAGGGACAGCAGCGAGGGGCCGCCCGGCAGCUCGGGGGGGAACGGGGGAGGCAGCAGCUCAGGGCAGGGGAAGCCUCCCGGAGAGGGAGGGGGCACCUCCGGUCCAGACCGGGGGAGUCCUCCUGGAGGGGGUGGGAACGGAGGUGGAGGGGGUGGCGGAGGAGGGAGUGGGGGAGGAGGAGGAGGGGGCAAUAAAGGACAGGACAGCCCCUCCAGUUGUUGUAACAACAGUAGCACCAACAACCCCUCCCUCAGCUCUCUGUCCCGGUCGUCCCGCACAGCGAGCCGCAGCGCCGAGCUGGUGGAGAGUCUGAAGCUGAUGAGUCUGUGCCUCAGCUCCCAGCUGCAGCACCACCGCGGGGGGAGAGGGGGUCGAGGGGGGGGAGGCGGAGGAGGGGGGAAGUUCAUCAUAGACCCUCACAGUCUCUCAGGAGGGAGCGUGAAAAUCCAGGAGAAAUCAGCCUGGAGAAUGUGCAUCGGCUCCACCGGGAGCCUGGACACCAUCACCCUGCCCACCACUGCCGCCCUGCCUCGCGCCCACUCCGCCCAGCACCACCACCGCAAAACGGCGCCGUACGACCCCCACGGCCUGCAGGCGGGGCCCGGAGACAGGAACACUCAGAGCAAUCUGAGCACUUUGAAAAACGGCGUGCUUCAACUACCUCUGUGUGAGAAGACCAUCUCUGUUAACAUCCAGCGGGGCGGGGGCUCCAGGGAUGGCCUGCUCUGUACCUCAGCUCCAGCCAGCUGCUGCCAGGUCAUCUGAUGCUCUGACCCUCAGCUGAAAACUAACCUCCUCCCUCGCUCAGCACCUCUGUCACAGCCCCUCCUCUUUUCUGACCUCUUCAUUUCCCUCCGAUCAGUAAUGGAACACACUACUCCACCUGUUAACGCUGUCGUCUUGUGUUUAGCUGUAGCAGAUAGCUGACCUCGCCCCGCUAUCAACACACCUGCCCUCUGCUCUGCUCUCUCAGCUCUGCAUCGCUCCACUUCUCCUCACUCGCCCUCUGUUUUCUUUGUUCCGUGCUCUGCUUCACGUUGUUACGUCUGAGGUUCAUGUUAAGAGCUGUUUUUAACAUUUGUCCACUUUUUCAUUUUAUCCAUGUUUUACGUCCCAGCUGCUCCUCAGUUUAGUGGAACAAAUAUUUUUUACAUUGUUAAUAAGAAUAUGCUGGUUUUAGAACAUCUAAUUGUGGAGGGUUUGAUUUGAUGGAAGCGCAGUGGUAAAGGUCCAGUACUGGGGCCACGGGGAAGGGAAGAAAAAAAAACAGCUUAGAGUUAAAAUGAGGAUUCAUUUUUAGUUUAGUUAGUUUAGUUUUACCCCUAAAAAACCUGACAUUUACUAAGAUAUUAGUAAUGUUUCAAAGUGAAGUCAUGUGCAAUAAAAGUCAUAAUAUUUUUUCAAAUAAAAUAAAAGUUAUAACUUCAAAGUCACAUUUCAAGAGUAAAAAAAUUCUCACAGUCCUGAUGAGAUUUUUGGUCUAAAAUUACAGCUAAUUCUCAUGAUAUUAUGACCUGUUUUUUUAAAGAUACAAUAUCUCAGUAUUUUAAAGCUCCAAGUUCUGGAACAUGAACAUGAGACUCAAAAACAGUCCAUCCAUAAAAUCACUCAUUUGUAAAGGACAGGACAGCCUCGAACCUUCUUGUAGUUGAGUUGAACCACUUUUAAUCCUGACUUGUUUCCUUUAAAGUUCUUGAUUUAAUUCUUGUAUUAGUGACUUAAUAUUAACUUAAUUCUCAUCAGAUUACACCUUCUUCCUCAAAGUGUCUGAUUUUUUUCCCCCUCCUAACGAUGAUCCUAAUAUUCUGCUGGACCUGGACGUGGUGUACUGUAGCUUAAAGAACAAGCACUUCAGAAGAACUGUUGGAAUAGUUGCACUGUAGCAGGCAGCUGUGAGUUGGUCUGUUCACAUGUUCCUCCUCCUAACACUCCUUCCUUCACCUCUAACCUUCAGCCUCUCUGAGCGUCAGCUAGCAGAGAUCAGUGAUCAGACAACAGCUGGAUUCAGGUUUCUGUGACCACUUCUGUCUGUGAAGGGAAGAGGAAAGGUUUUAAUUUGAGUGACCUCUGACUCCAGUCUGGACUCCAUAUUGCACUCAGACAAUCUGUUUUAUGUGUUUUGUUUUUUAGUACUUUUACAAAGAUGAAUUUAGCUCCAUUCAUUCAUAUUACUGGCCACAAGCCAUUGGUCACAACCCUUUACAUUUGGACAGGUGUCUCUUUCCAGAGACUGCACUGCUGAAAUUGGAAAAACGAGAGGAAGAGUUGAUCAGAUUGUGUGCACUCCUCUGUGGCAGCAGACAGGUGAUUAUAUUGAUACUGUAGCAACAACGCUCAUCUCCACCUAGUUUGGAAAUGUUACUGCUGUCCAUAUAUUUAAAUAUGAGGUAUUAUUUUUGUAUCGAUGACAAUGCGUUGCUGUAGUUGCUGAUAGAGAAUAUUUGUCGUGUCUGACUCUGUGGAAACACAAACACACUACGAAUAUCCAAGUAGUUUGUUCUGAUUUGACCUCUGCUUCUUUUAGCUCCACCUGAACUCACAUGUCACCCAAAGCUUACUGCACAUAUGGGUGCAGUGUGUCGACUCGUGUUGAGUAUGUAUAUACAGUAUGUUGAAAAGUAAAGUUUAUUUUUAAAACCUGUACAUUUUUUUUUUUAGCGAUCUGCUGUUUUAAAAUGUUGGCGGAGGUUUGUGUGAGUUCUCAUUGGUUAAAAUAAGCGUGUGUGUACACCAGGUAAAAUCAGUAGGAGCUCACCUGCGCUCAUGACUCACAGCUUUAAAGGAGCUGGCCAAGAGAUGAACAAAUGAAAGAGAGGAAAGGGGAAAUGGGGAGAUUCUUUAAGGGCAUUGGCAAUAAGCUAUCCUGUGUGUUGCAGCUAUCUGUACAGAAACCUUUUCAUUAGUUUCAUUUUUUUUUAAUCCAAACUGGUGCAGCCUAACAACGGCCACGGUGGACUGAAAAGAAACAAAAAAUGGAAAGCUGUGUUUUGAAUAUUUUUUCUCUCCUUGGUUCUUGUCUGAGUUUUCUUUUUGAAAAUCAAAUGUAAAUAGAGUUGUAAAUAUGGUGCUCUUUCUCUUUAACUAGAACAGCAGAGUGAACCUUUUGGUGCAUAGCUGUACAGUAAUCUAGCCUUAUGAUAAUUAGUAAUACUGUAUGGGUGUCUCAGCUAAAAAAUAAAAGCCGUGUGAGAAAAUGACAUGAUUCUAUUCAUACUGUCAGGUCUCUUUGACUGUUGUCUUACUCAGCUGUAUCCAGGUGAAUGACGUGCAUGUGUUUCAAUGUUUGACAUUCAGUGACACUGAGAGAGAAUCAGCUGCAGAAAUGUUACUGGACCAAAAAGCAACAGAAGAAAAAGAAAAAAAAGUUGAGUUGGAACUGACAAGAAUAUUCAGUGUAUUAUUCUGUAGUUGAUACCUGUUGUCAGACGUUACAUAUAGCUAUGGUAAUAUCCAAAAAUAAAAUGUGGAAUACUGUCUCA
Lates calcarifer (barramundi perch) is the source of this 5659-nucleotide messenger RNA. It is a transcript of the gene snrka, whose product is annotated as SNF related kinase a. Gene Ontology annotation, molecular function: protein serine/threonine kinase activity; ATP binding; tau-protein kinase activity. The record is from RefSeq and is a predicted model, not a curated record. NCBI's taxonomy places the organism in Eukaryota, Metazoa, Chordata, Actinopteri, Centropomidae. The transcript has 8 exons. Gene Ontology annotation, cellular component: chromosome passenger complex; spindle pole centrosome; cytoplasm. Bases 378 to 2945 code for a protein of 855 amino acids. Gene Ontology annotation, biological process: mitotic spindle organization; protein phosphorylation; intracellular signal transduction.